Podarcis muralis (Common wall lizard) is the source of this 1956-nucleotide messenger RNA. The record is from RefSeq and is a predicted model, not a curated record. NCBI's taxonomy places the organism in Eukaryota, Metazoa, Chordata, Lepidosauria, Squamata, Lacertidae.
GGAUCCCUUUUAGUAGUAGUAGUAGUAGUAGUAGUAGUAGUAAUGUACCUGACCCCGGAACUAUUACUGCCUUCCAGGGCGCCCCCGGAUCCUGCCCCCCAUGGCGGCCUCCGGAUCCUGCACCCCGCCCGGCUCCCUGGAGGCCCCGCUCCCCGGCUUCCCUAAGGCCAUCCUGCGGGCCGAGGUGCAAGGCAAGUACCUCUGCUCCGAGUGCGAGGAUCUGCUGCGGAGGCCCUUCCAGGCCCAGUGCGGCCACCGCUACUGCGCCUACUGCCUGAAGAAGCUGGUGGGUUCGGGGCCCCUGCCCUGCGCCGCCUGCCUCCGGGAAGGGCUGUACGAAGAGGGCGUCUCCGUCUUGGACAGCGGCACGGCUUUCCCCGAUAACGCCGCCCGGCGCGAGGUGGAAAGUCUCCCGGCCGCCUGCCUCCGCAAGGACUGCCCCUGGAAAGGGACCGUCAAGGAGUAUGAGGCUCACGAGGAGGCCUGUCCCAAGUUCCCCCUCACCUGCGACGGCUGCGGCAAGACGGACGUCCCGCGGGAAUCGUUCGCCGAUCACGUCCGGAGCUGCGGAAGCUUCCGGGCGCCGUGCCGCUUCCGGCCCGUCGGCUGCGGCGAGGUGCUGGAGAAGGAGGCCCUGCCCCUCCACGAGGCCCAGAACUUUCCGGAACAUCUCGGCCUCCUCCUGGACUUCGCCCUCCGGCUGGGGGCCCCGGACCCCCAUUUCUUCGGGGCCCCCCAUUCGGCCCCAGACCCCUGUUUCUUCGGGGCCCCCGAUCUGGUCCAAGACCCCCAAUCGGCCCAAGAGCCCCACUUCUCCGGGGCCCCCCAUUCGGACAAAGACCCCCCUUUGGCCCCGGACCCCCAUAUCUCCGGGGCCCCCGAUCUGGUCCAAGAGCCCCGUCUGGCCGGGGCCCCCAAUUCGGCCCCCCGUUUAUUGGGGGCCACACCUUCAGCCCAGGACCCCCAUCUAGUUGGGGCCCCCAAUUUGGGUAAAGACCCCCAUUUGCUCCGAGACCCCCAUUUAUGGGGGGCCCCACAUGCGCUCAAGGAACCCCCUCAGGUUGGGGCCCCCAAUUCAACCCAUAUCCUAGGGGCCCCACAUCCAGCCAAGGAACCCCAUUCAGCUCACGACCCCCAUUUCCUGGGGGCCCCACAUUUGGCCCCAGACCCCCAUCCAAUCAGGGCCCCCCAUUCAGCUCCAGACCCCCAUCUGGCCAAAGACCCCCAUUUCCUCGGGGCCCCGGAUCCGUCCCAAGCCCCCCGCUUGCCCCCAGACCCCCAUCUGCCCAGGGGCCACAAUUCAGACCCCCAUGUCCUGGGGGCCCCACAUUCGGCCCCAGACCCCCAUCCAACCAGGGGCCCCCAUUUGGCCCCGGACCCCCGUUCAGCCCCGGACCCCCAUGUCCUGGGGGCCCCACAUUUGGCCCCAGACCCCCAUCCAACCAGGGGCCCCCAUUUGGCCCCGGACCCCCAUGUCCUGGGGGCCCCACAUUGGGCGGCCCUCGAACUCAAGGCCUCCACCCUAGAGAAGAUCGUCUGCGUCCUGAACCGGGAAGUGGAGCGGCUGGCGGCCGAAUCGGCGCAAGAGCGGCGCCGGGAAGAGGAGCGCGCCGAAGCGCUGACCCACAAGGUUCGGGGGGGCCGGGGUCCCGAUCCGGUUCAAGCCCCGAAACUCUGACCCACAAACCGGAGUCAGUCUGAAGCCCCAAAGUGGAGUCAGUCUGGAGCCCCAAAGCGGAGUCAGUCUGACGCCCCAAAGAGGAGUCAAAGUGGAGUCAGUCUGAAGCCCCAAAGCGGAGUCAGUCAGGAGCCCCAAAGCGGAGUCAGUCUGGAGCCCCAAAGCGGAGUCAGUCUGAAACCCCAAAGCGGAGUCAAAGUGGAGUCAGUCUGAAACCCCAAAGCGGAGUCAGUCUCGAGCCCCAAAGGGGUGUCAGUCUGGAGCCCCAAAGCGGAGUC